CGCUGAGUCUCCCUCCCGCCCCCCGCGUCAAGACUAACGCUGGUAGGUUUGGCAUCACAUUAAGGCGUCAGCUCCAAAACGUCCCGCGGCGGCGCUAAAAGUGUUGAGCAUUUUCCUUAAGUCGUCUAGCGCAACGUGCGCUGCUGUCAGAGAGGAACUUCGCUCUCAUCACCUCUGCAACGUUUUAUGGAAAUGGCGCUCUUCGGAACGUUCGAAAUGGAGCUCGAAACCAUUGUCGAUAGUCAUCCAGAUGUCUGUCAUUGCGAUCAAUUGAAGUCCUAGAUCGGAGGAGUUGCCUGUUAAACUUCCGCCAAAACGCGCCGCCGAAGAGGAAAGGCUGCUAAGAUGCAAGUCCUCUCGUUUAUAAACACUGGUGGACCGGAGUCAUGGAAGAAUAGGGACUCUAAACGGGUUGUAAGGUCGCAUGCUAUGAAAUAUUUCAGAAGGAAGCAGCGGGAACGGAAGAAGAGUAAGAUCGCAGAGAACGACAGCCAACCCGGCGAAUCAUCAUUCACCACUGUUCAUCCCUUACCCGAACAGGAGAAUGCUCAACUUGAAGAGAAAGCAUCUACAAUGCGCUCAUCCGAAGCCCCGUCUACCACUCCCUCUGUUGACAACCUCUUCGUCGGUAAAAGCUCUUCAAUAACAACGGUAUCUCAAUCCUUGUAUGAUGUGCCCGAUCGGCCUACUUCUACUGCCAGCGCCUUCAGUGCUUUGCCCCAAAUCUACCCUUUGCAAGACGCAUUCUCUUUUGGAGCUACGAAUCCCACCCGGUUCGUAUCCUCACAUAGUUCAACUUUCUAUCCGUUUGCAAGCGGUCGUAUCCAUCUUUCUCCCACAAACGAUUUUGAUUUAAGUAUAUGCAUGAUCGUUUACGGCGCUCUUGACGCAGCUGGCGCGAACUUCGACCGGUUCACGAAGCACUAUUUUCGCUCCGUGCACUCCUACCUAACCAUAAUCAACCGCAAUCGUUUCUUCAAGCGCGUAUUUAGCUUGUCGAAGAAAGCUAAUGCUGAAACUGCUAUCCUCCUGCUGUGCGUUCGGUUAUGUUCCGAGCCCACCCAAUCUGGCAUAACCGCCUCCGGAGGCGAUUUAUACAGGACAGCAUCGAGACUCUACAAGGCCGCGUACGAGAUAAAAGGUGCAUCAAUUGAGCUUUUGCAAGCUGGCUCACUCCUUACUCUUUUCGAGCAUAAUGCUGCUCUUCGUGGCUUUGAGUAUGAGAGAUUGAAGCACUGCAGUAGUAUGGCGAGAACGUUAGGACUAGAUGCUUCUGCCCGAAGCCCAUACACUGUCGUUGAUGAGGAACGUAGAAGAGCUUACUGGGGUCUUCUUAGCCUUGACUGCAUAGUAUCUCUGCACGACGAAAAACAUGAGCGCGCACUUGUCUUCGAAAUGCCAUCAUUAGACGAUGUCCUCCCAUCAAUAUCCGACGCUGGUUAUGAGGACUCUGUUGACGAGUUAUGCGCCAGUAAUACGUGCUUCACAGUGCAAAGCCGGCUACCGGUGUGUGCUGACAGCUUUAGUCGGCAAGGCCAGAGUGUGCGGCUGAUGUAUCUGGUGCAAAAGAUACUUCGCGAGAAAUUCGAUUUAUCACCAGAUUUGAUGGUGUCUAGAAUAGGGUAUCUUGACAAAUUAUUAGUUUCCACUCUGCGUGACUUGCUAGCAGAUUGCAAUGGGAAAGCAACGCAGUACUGCGGUCCGAUUUCCUGUUGCAUCAGUGCUUCCUUUCUGCUACAUGAAUAUCAGCUGCUCUCAACAAUGCAUGUUCCACCAGAGAAGUUGAACGACCCACAGGCUCUGACACGUUCGAAAAUGGCCAUCGAAACAAUGAUUGAAAUGGUGGUGAAUAUUCUCCGCGAAUUUCCGGUAGCCCAUACUCCGGAAUUGUCUCCUACCGCGCUAUUCUGUCCCUAUCAAGCCGCAAUGCUAGGACAACUACUGGAUCGCAUCUCUGGACUCAACCCGCAGCCCACUCUGCUUGGAACCACUUUUGACUUUAUGAUAAAUGGCUUAAAACACUUCAGUACUAUUUGGCCCUGCACCACUCAAUACAUAACACUCAUACAACAAGCUCAGUAAAGAACUCUGCCCGUGCCACUUCCACGCGCCGAGUGAAACAGUAUUGGAGCUCAACAGUAGAAGCUUUAUAACGGAAAUAUACAAAUCAGUGCCCUAGAGAAACCAGAAAUGCUAUGAAAAAAAAAUCCAUCUUGGGAGGGCUAUGACUGCCCAAAGUUAUUAGCAUGAAGAUGGUUGAAGAAUAGGAUCAAGCAUAUUCCAAAGUGAUUUGAAAUCAUUGUAGGACUCGAUCGAACAUGCGUGCGGUUAUAUCAAGCACAGUCUACUAGAAGAAAAGCUACAAAUAAUGCCGGAAUGGGACUAUGGCAGGAGACUACACAUCAGAUAGAAAAUCAAAG
This is a messenger RNA of Verruconis gallopava, 2420 nucleotides long. RefSeq lists its product as uncharacterized. Gene Ontology annotation, biological process: DNA-templated transcription. NCBI's taxonomy places the organism in Eukaryota, Fungi, Ascomycota, Dothideomycetes, Venturiales, Sympoventuriaceae. The record is from RefSeq and is a predicted model, not a curated record. Bases 346 to 2082 code for a protein of 578 amino acids. Gene Ontology annotation, molecular function: zinc ion binding; DNA binding. The transcript is spliced from 5 exons.